AUUAAUCGGUUUUACAUGUGUCCUUUAAUUUAAAUGUCGUUGUUGUUGUUUUUUGCAUUAAAAGGGCGGGGGGGAAAAUCCCCAAAUAAAGUACCGUGUUAAAUCAACAUUGUUUUUGCAUUUGCUCGUGUUGCCUUGUUUUCUGUUUAAUCAUUUAUAUUAAGCACACGCCGAAUUUGUGUUUCAGGGUCUGAAGCGCUCAGGCAAGCUGCAUUACCGGGGCGAAUCGCGUGCGAUCUGGGCCGAACCGGGGCGACCCGCGCCUGCCUCUAGCAUGAUGUCAUACCUCAAACAGCCCCCUUACGCCAUGAACGGCCUGGGGCUGAGCGGAGCCGCCAUGGACCUGCUGCAUCCCUCCGUCGGCUAUCCAGCAACGCCACGGAAGCAGCGGAGAGAGAGAACCACAUUCACGCGCUCACAACUCGACGUUCUUGAAGCUCUUUUCGCCAAAACGCGUUACCCGGAUAUAUUCAUGCGCGAGGAAGUGGCCCUAAAAAUCAAUCUACCCGAAUCCAGAGUGCAGGUGUGGUUUAAGAACCGUCGGGCAAAGUGUCGUCAGCAGCAGCAGAGUGGCAGCAGCAGCACAAAAGCUCGGCCAGUCAAGAAAAAAUCUUCUCCCACUAGAGAAAGCACAGGCUCCGAGAGCAGCGGGCAGUUCACGCCGCCGGCCGUCUCCAGCGCCGGCUCUGCUUCCUCGUCCACCUCUUCCUCAUCCUCCACCAACAACAGCAUGUCUACCUCGAUCGGCACGGUCUCGUCCAUCUGGAGCCCAGCCAUGUCUCCGGGUUCAGCGCCUCCCUCCUCGUCUCUCUCGGAGCCCGUUCCGCCCUCCAGCGCCUCCUGCAUGCAGCGCUCCAUCUCCGGUUCAGCUUCUUCCUCCUCCUCUUCCUCUUACCCCAUGUCCUACAACCAAACGCCGGCGUACGGCCAAAGCUACCCCACACCAUCCGGAUCCUACUUUAGUGGCGUGGACUGCAGCUCCUACCUGACGCCCAUGCACUCGCACCACCACCCGCACCAGCUGAGCCCCAUGACGCCGUCUUCCAUGCCCACACACCCCCACCACCACAUCAGCCAAUCUUCAGGACACCACCAUCACCACCACCACCAUCACCAGGCGUACAGCGGCGCCGGCCUGACCUUCAACUCCUCCGACUGCCUGGAUUACAAGGAGCAAGCGGCAUCCUCCUGGAAGCUCAACUUCAACACUGCGGACUGUUUGGACUACAAAGACCAGGCGUCCUGGAGGUUCCAAGUCUUGUGAUCUGGUGGUGGUUAUUGUAUUUUAUUUUUCUCCCCCCCCCCCCCCUACCCCCCCUCCCAACCUUCCGGUCACUCAAUCACAUACAUCACUCUCACUUUUUUUGAAUAGUGUGCUGAGUUUCUAUAUAUAAAUAUAUUUAAAAAUAAAACAAGUUAUAUGGACUUAGAGUUAACAAAAUAGAUGUUCAGCAUCAUAUUCUUUAAAAU
Messenger RNA from Ictalurus punctatus (channel catfish), 1470 nucleotides. It is a transcript of the gene otx1, whose product is annotated as orthodenticle homeobox 1. Gene Ontology annotation, cellular component: nucleus. The coding region runs from base 275 to 1264 and encodes 329 amino acids. Lineage: Eukaryota; Metazoa; Chordata; Actinopteri; Siluriformes; Ictaluridae. The transcript is spliced from 3 exons. The record is from RefSeq and is a predicted model, not a curated record. Gene Ontology annotation, biological process: regulation of transcription by RNA polymerase II; multicellular organism development. Gene Ontology annotation, molecular function: RNA polymerase II cis-regulatory region sequence-specific DNA binding; DNA-binding transcription factor activity, RNA polymerase II-specific.